Lingula anatina is the source of this 2095-nucleotide messenger RNA. RefSeq lists its product as uncharacterized. NCBI's taxonomy places the organism in Eukaryota, Metazoa, Brachiopoda, Lingulata, Lingulida, Lingulidae. The record is from RefSeq and is a predicted model, not a curated record. Gene Ontology annotation, molecular function: serine-type endopeptidase activity. Gene Ontology annotation, biological process: proteolysis.
UCUAGUUCAAUUGGCGGGCACUCAACACUACAUAACUUGCCCAUCACCUUUCUAGGUACGUCUUCACGCUUUGUGUCCGCAAGAUACAGUACAGCUUGGGCACUGGAACGCGACCCCAAACAGGUCGGGUAUUGCGUGCUAAGACCAGAGACCAAGACGCCAUUGAAGGAUGCAGAUUAAUUCUCUCGUAGUUCUGAAGUGAAGAAAGCAUUAAGUUUAACUUUACUUGCGAGGAACUAUUUGCAGGGCACUUAACCAAAAAGACAGUUUGGGAGAUCUCAUCACAUUGCCGACGCUGCGAGCUCACUAUGAAAGUUGUCGUCUGCUGUUUGUUGGUUCUGUCACUUCAGUCUGUUCGUCGCGUUGCUUGUGUUCAGUUGACAUUUUUUGCUCCGCGCCCUCAGGGUCCUGUCCAAGUUGGCGGCGCCGCAUUGCCUCAUACUGCCAACAGUGCACAGGAAGAUAACACCGCGUAUGCCGGCGGUGACGACCUUGAGGAGGAGGGUCGGUUUGAAGGGACCACGAUUCGUGCCGUUGACGCUGUGCCAAAGGUUCACGUGGAAACUGAAAGCAGAGUCCGCCUGGUGAGCUACACGAAAGCUGUGCGGAUUGAAAACAGAUAUAUUGUUCAGCUGAAGGAAGACCUACCCGAGAGCAGAGUCAAAUCUCACCUUACCGCUGUAAGAAGUUCCCUGAAACAAACAGGUCCUCUAGUCGCCAAGGCCGGGUCACCCUUACUAGCGCUAGGUCAACCAAAGGUCGAUGACGUCAUCACUAUUGGCAGAGUGAAGUUUUACGUCAUGGAGGCAAGGCCGGAGGACAUGGACAACAUUGUUCGCACCAAAAAAUCGGAUGUGACGACGGUGUAUGAGGACACAAAGGUGAAACUCUUGGAUUGCAAGAAUUUCACUGGAUGGCCCUGGGGUCUAGACAGAUUAGACAUGAGGGCAGUGAGAGACUUCAGGGCGGAGAGAGAUAAACGGCUAAUAGUAGACGGUGAUGGAAUGGGUGUAGACGUCUACGUGUUGGACACAGGGAUACGUGCAGACCACAGGGAGUUUAGGAAGAAUAGGGGAAAAAUAAUACACAAGGUAGAUCCAGGGAUGAGCGACGGCGAUACCCACGGGCAUGGGACACAUGUGAGCGGUCUUAUUGCCGGCAGAAGGUUCGGUGUGGCGCGUCUGGCACGGGUGAACGCCAUCAAGGUAGUAGACGACAAGGGAGAGGGCAGUGCUUCCUGGCUUCUCAGUGGGCUCGAACACGCUGUUAAUACUAUCAAAACGAAACCUAACCGUAAAGCUGUGAUUAACAUUUCUCUUGGAUACCCCAAGUCUGAUCUGAUAGACGCCGCGAUAAAUGAAACAGUCAGACUGUAUAACAUUCCGAUAGUGGUCGCUGCUGGCAAUGAAGCGAUGGACGCGUGCGAGAAAAGCCCAUCGGGAGCCAGCGAGGCUAUAACAGUAAGUGCGACCAGUUAUCAUGAUAUUCGGCCAAAGUGGGCCAACUAUGGCCCCUGCGUGGAUAUAUUUGCCCCUGGAAAUAACAUGAAAAGUUCGGUGUCAAGUGCAUGGAACGCUACUGACACCCUAAGUGGAACCUCCAUGGCUUGUCCUCUGGUCGUUGGUUCUCUGGCAGCGUAUCUAAGCAGCCUUCCAGCGUCCGUGAAACCCUCGCCUGCAGAGUUGAAGGAUUACCUUAUCAAGAGAGCCACAGUUAAUGAAGUCAGAAACGCGGGGAAAGGGUCUCCUAACCGUUUGUUAUAUGUAAAAUGUUCCAGCCUGCAGGAACCACAGACUUGCGAUCCUCUGGCGUAACACAAAGUUAACCUUUAUUUAACUGUUCGAAACACAAUCGGUAUGUUAAGUAAAAACAAAUGCUGCCACCAACUAUCAGUUGUAAGUCUUCUUUAUUUCUUCUAACGACUGGAAGUUUUCUUGUACAAACUUCAGGCUAAACUGUAAGGCUGUAAAUCUCUAACUGCAUAACUCUAAAACUAACGUUAAAACAACCCUUUUCUAUCCCGCUCCUCUACACUACUCAACUGUCCAACUAUCCUCCCUAUCUAUGUCGCUCCCAUAUAUAUAUAUAUAUAUAU